This is a messenger RNA of Pipistrellus nathusii (Nathusius's pipistrelle), 420 nucleotides long. The record is from the annotation of a GenBank genome assembly. NCBI's taxonomy places the organism in Eukaryota, Metazoa, Chordata, Mammalia, Chiroptera, Vespertilionidae.
AUGUGUCCCCUUGGAGCAUCCACCCGGGAGCAAGGCAGAGACCUGGCCUCUAGGAAGAGACAACUGUGUCUGGAAAUGACCCGGUGCCUCAGUCCCAGGGUGCAGCAGGAAACACACCCCUCAGAUAAAGAGAGCAGAUCCCCUCAUUCUCUCCGGCCUGCCCCCUCUUGCAAGAAGCUAUGGUUUGCUCAUCUCUUUUCCCUUAGUGGAGCAUUAGGUCCUUGGUUCAGUCUCCUCAGUCAUCAGUUCUUGGAAAAGAUGGAGACGGUAGACAGGAAGAGGAACACUGAAGUUGGAUGGCUUUCUUCAUUCACUGAGAAAUUCUUAAUACAUUUCUCUUUCCUAAUACUGGCUUCUGAUUCCCCAAAGGAAAUGGUGGCAGAUUUAUUUGAAUGUAAGGUUGAGGGUUCCUAUACCUGA